GCCAACCUCUUCGUGACAUAACUGCAUCCCAGAUUUGUGUGGUAUUUUUCCUAGUUUUAACAUUCUCCUUUCACAUGUUCUCUGAAUAAACAAAUAACUAAUAAUUCCUGUGGUAAUAUGAUGGAAUCAGAUUUUUGUUCCUGUAUUGGACGAUGACCAUUGGUGGUGUGCUGCAUUUGAGUUGAAGGAGAAGACCAUAUGGUUCAUGGAUACUAUGUACCCCAACCCCGAAGAGAAGCAUAAGUCUAUUCUGAAAAAUAUGAUCCCGGCCAUCGACACGAUGUUAAAUGUCCAUGACCCCCAGUGGGAACUAGGCACAAUGGGUAGUUGGGGAAGACAACUAGUCGAGCUUAUGAACAACACCGACAAUCAUAGCUGCGGCGUACUAAUGUUGGGAUGGAUAAAGUCAUCGGCCGCUCGUAUCGUAUCAAGAUAUGGAAUGGAAAAUAUUGUUGUGGCUCGAAAAGCGCUACUAAUGGAAGACUUUCUCUCGGAAUUUAAUGAAGCAAAGGAUGAAGCAUUGUCAGCAAUCACCUGUACUUGAAAGGCAUCUGAUGAUUCUCGUAGUAAUAUUAUGUAACUCUUGGAAACUGUUUAUUAGCCGGAUUAUCUAAUGUUUAAGAUUUG
Spinacia oleracea (spinach) is the source of this 627-nucleotide messenger RNA. RefSeq lists its product as uncharacterized. The record is from RefSeq and is a predicted model, not a curated record. Bases 206 to 544 code for a protein of 112 amino acids. NCBI's taxonomy places the organism in Eukaryota, Viridiplantae, Streptophyta, Magnoliopsida, Caryophyllales, Amaranthaceae. The transcript is spliced from 4 exons.